AUGCCGCAUUCUCACCACUCUCACUCGGGGCAGUUCUGUGCUCAUGCAACAUGUACUCUCGAGGAAAUGGUCCAGCAGGCCAUCUCCCUCAAUAUGGACGCUUUUGCUUUGACAGAACACAUGCCACGAGAUGCCGCUGACCUGUACCCUGAAGAAGUCGAUGCGAAGAAACUCGUCGAAAUGUUUGAUGCCUACUAUCCCGAAGCCUUGCGCUUGCGUGAGAAAUACGCUUCGCAGAUCAACAUCUUGAUCGGUUUCGAAUGCGAGUGGAUCCGUCCUUCAACUCAUACCAUCAUCAAAGACUUGCUCAGCCGCUACAAGUUUGACUUCUUCGUCGGUAGUAUACAUCAUGUUCAUACCAAACCAAUUGACUAUGAUCACGAUAUGUACUAUGAGGCUAGAAACAUUGCUGGUGGAUCUGAUGAAGAUGUCUUUGCUGCCUUCUUUGACGAGCAAUAUGAUAUGCUCAAGUCUCUGAACCCUCCUCUUGUUGGCCACUUCGAUCUCAUCAGACUGAAGAGUGAUGAUCCUGAGCGUGACUGGACCACCAUGCCAGCAGUCUGGGAGAAGAUUGUCAGGAAUCUCGACUAUGUCGCUGGCUACGGUGGAAUCCUCGAGCUCAACUCUAGUGCCAUCAGGAAGGGCAUGUCUGAGCCAUAUCCCAAGGCUGAGGUUUGCAAGGAAUUCAUCAAGAAGGGAGGUCGUUUCGCUCUUUCCGACGACAGCCACGCCACCAGUCAGGUAGGCUUGAAUUUCUCAAAAGUGUUGUCAUUCAUCGAGAGCACUGGCAUCGACAAGGUCUAUUUCCUCACAUCAAAGACGGACAAUUCAUUCGACACGUCAUCUGCCAAACCGCUUUCUCUGGAUCAGCUGAAGAAGCACAAGUUCUUCGUCUCUAAGCCUUGA
This is a messenger RNA of Aureobasidium subglaciale EXF-2481, 906 nucleotides long. RefSeq lists its product as uncharacterized. Lineage: Eukaryota; Fungi; Ascomycota; Dothideomycetes; Dothideales; Saccotheciaceae. Gene Ontology annotation, biological process: L-histidine biosynthetic process. Gene Ontology annotation, cellular component: cytoplasm. The coding region runs from base 1 to 906 and encodes 301 amino acids. The transcript is spliced from 2 exons. Gene Ontology annotation, molecular function: histidinol-phosphatase activity. The record is from RefSeq and is a predicted model, not a curated record.